CUGGCGUCGACUGGCGUCGUCUGGCGUCAUCAGUCCGGCAUCCUCUGCGGCAUUCUCUUCUUCGUCGUCGACGACGACGACUGCGGACUCGGUUUGCAGAGGAGCGAGGUGGCAUUGGCUGUGUCGGCUGAUGCCUGAGCCAGAGAUUCCAAAAUGGACAACGGUGAUUUUCAUUUCCUGGGCUUUAAAGAAGCUGUUGAAAACCUAAUUGCAAGAGACGUUACACCUAGCACACAUGAGGCAAUUGAGAGAAUCUUCAUGGAUAUAGGGAAUAUCAACAGAGAGUCUAUGGCUGACAUACAGGAUUGUCAGAUUGAAGAAAUGGCAGUAAACCUGUGGAACUGGGCAAUUACCAAGAAAAUAGGUUUGGUGAUAAAUGAAGAACAGAAAGCUAAAUUGCGACAUGUUGCUUGCAAGUUGAUUUGCAUGUGUGAACACCCAGAUGCAUCAGAAGAAGCCAUUCAAAGACAAAUUUUGAUGAAUAUGAAAACAGGAAGAGGGUGGGUGAAUGUUGGAAAUAUGGUGCUUGCUGAUGAUUUUUUUCAAUCUGCCAUGACUAGUCUGGAGCAGUUAUAUUUCAAAUUAACUCAGAGGAGCCCCACUGAGGAACAUGUGAUUAUGCAGAAGACUGCUGUGGAGAGGGACCUUUUGAAAGUGCUUUCUUACCAAGCAGAGGCAGCAGUUGCUCAAGGGGAUUUUCAAAGAGCAUCUGGUUGUAUACUACGCUGUAAAGAUAUGUUGAUGAGGCUUCCCCACAUGGCUUGUUAUCUUCAUGUUGUCUGUUACAACUUUGGAAUACAAACCUACAGGCAGAAUAAAUAUGAAGAAAGUUCUUUCUGGCUUAGCCAAAGCUAUGAUAUUGGGAGGACAGACAGGAAUUCUGUUGAGCCAGAAAUGCUGGCUAAAGUUCUGCGGUUACUAGCCACCGUUUAUUUGGAUUGGGACAGCAGCGAAUAUUAUGAUAAGGCUCUCAACAUUAUAAACCUAGCAAACAAGGAACAGUUACAUCCAGUUGGGCUUUUCUUAAAGGUGAAAAUCCUCUUGAUGGGUGAAAUAACUAAUGAAGAACUUUUUCAAGCUGUUAUGGAAAUUCUACGUUUUGGCAUGUCUAUGAACUUCUGUCUGAAUAUUGCUAAACUGCUGAUGGAUCAUGAAAGAGAAUCUGUUGGAUUUUAUUUCCUGAAGAUUAUCUGUGAACAUUUUAAGUCAUCAGAAGAUACUAGUAAAGCUCAACUACUCCACAUUGACAUGCUUUUACAAAGGAAGGAAGAAUUGUUUGCAAAGGAGAAGAUUGAAGAAAUCAUUAUAGGUCACCAAACAGGAAAACCACUGGCAUCAGAAUUAAUAGGCUAUUUCCACAGCAUUAUUUGGAAACAAGCUGCCAGAAGUUACGAGGUACAAAAUUUUGAUGAUGCUUUGCACUGGUACUGUUAUUCUCUGAGAUUUUAUGCAGCUGAUCAAUCUGAUCUGGACUUGGCCAAGCUACAGAGGAACAUGGCUUCUUGUUACCUGCAUUUGGGACAAUUUGAUAAGGCUAAAAAGGCAGUUAUAGAAGCUGCACAACGUGAUCCUAGAAAUAUUUUCACUCAGUUUUAUAUAUUCAAGAUUUCAAUCGUGGAGGGCAACUCUGGCAGAGCUUUGCAGGCAAUUAUCACUUUAGAGUAUCUAUUAAUGACUCAAGAGCAACAUGAGAAUAAUGUAUCUACAAAGAGAAGUUCAGGUGUCAUGCUUCUCAGUUUGGCUGCCCAGUUUGCUCUAGAGAAUGGCCAAGAAGUUGUAGCAGUAAAAGCUUUGGAAAAUUUAGCUAAACUUUCGGAAGACCCGCAACAAGUUCUUACAGCUUUAAAGUGUUUGCUUCGUCUUUUCCUUCCAAGAGUUUCUCAAAUGCCAGAAUCUGAAAACAAGAAGAAUGAAAUGAAUAGACUUUUGACUUACUUCAGUACAGCACUCCUGAAACUUCCUCAGUUAUUUGAAGGAGAAGCCUGGCCUUUAAUCUCUAAGAUUAAUGAAGCUCAUUGGUUUCGAAAAACAGCUUGGAACUUGGCUGUGCAAUGUGAGAAAGAUCCACUGUCAAUGAGAGAGUUUUUUGUGCUUUCUUAUAAGCUGUCCCAGUUUUGUCCUUCCGAUCAAGUAAUUCUGAUUGCACAGAAAACAUGUUUACUCAUGGCAGCUGCAGUUGAUCUAGAGCAAGGGAGAAAAGCUUCAACAGCUUUGGAACAGACCUGCUUACUAAAUCGUGCACUUGAUCUGAUAUGUAAAUGCAGAGACGUCUGGAAUCUCCUGAAAACAACAGGGGACUUCUCAGGUGAUCCAUGCGAGACAUUGCUUCUGCUGUAUGAGUUUGAAGCGAGAGCCAAACUGAGUGACCCAUUACUGGACCAUUUCCUGGCACCAAUGUGGGAACUACCUCAUUUAGAAAGUAAAACAUUUGAAACAAUUGCAGCAUUAGCAAUGGAAAUGCCUGCAUGCUAUCCUUCUAUUGCUCUGAGGGCCUUGAAAAAGGCUUUGUUUUUCCACAGAAGGAAAGAAUCAAUUGAUGUUUUGAGAUACAGCAAAUGUAUGCACAGCUUGGUUAACCUCUUAGUGCCAGAUGGGGUGCCGAAUACAGAACUCUGUCCCAUGGAAGAAAUUUGGGGCAGUUUUGAAGAUGCUCUGAUCUUUAUUAGCCACACCGAAGGCUACCCAGAAAUGGAGAUUGUCUGGCUGAUGAUCAAGUCCUGGAAUAUUGGCAUAUAUCUGUACAGUAGACGCAUGUAUGUAUCUACUGAAAAAUGGUGCGGCCUGUCACUGCGUCUCCUUGACUACCUUGGCUCCCUCAAGAGCACCUAUGAAACUCAGGUGAAUAUUCUGUACAGUGAGCUUGUGGAAGCACUAGAUAGAAACAAGGGCUCAGCUUUUAAUGAAGAGUGAGAACUGCUGGAACAAGAUAUAUACACUGGCAAGCUGACAGCAACUUGAAGAUGUGUGGUUCUAAGAUGUUGAAUGUUUAAAUUCUUAACAAACUUGCUGUUUUGCUUGUUUUUUCCUGCCCUGUUUUCAUGUUGUUAAGUGAAAUUUCCAAAAAUAAAAGCAUUUUGACUUUUA
This is a messenger RNA of Cervus elaphus (red deer), 3084 nucleotides long. It is a transcript of the gene TEX11, whose product is annotated as testis expressed 11. NCBI's taxonomy places the organism in Eukaryota, Metazoa, Chordata, Mammalia, Artiodactyla, Cervidae. Gene Ontology annotation, cellular component: central element. The transcript has 30 exons. The record is from RefSeq and is a predicted model, not a curated record. The coding region runs from base 154 to 2910 and encodes 918 amino acids. Gene Ontology annotation, biological process: male meiosis chromosome segregation; reciprocal meiotic recombination; meiotic cell cycle. Gene Ontology annotation, molecular function: protein binding.